GAGUCGAGUUGACCCACAGUUUAGUGCUGACUAUGGUUUACAGAACAUCUGCCAGCAGCACCAUUGUACCACAGUGCAGCUGUCACCAUUACUUAAUCCGCAUUGGUUUGCAGCAAAAAGACAAUUGAGCAAGACAACUCAACAGCGCUGAACCCCUGCGCCCUGGUCAUCGAUUCAGAACGGUCAGAGGUGGACUUUGCCCACAAUUUUUGGACUCUUUUGGGGAAUGCUAAAGAGGAGGAUACGCUAUUUGGAACAUGUUACUGGGAAAAUUGUUAGUUGUUCUCUUCGCACUCCUUGCGGGAUCCAGUGUUAGUGUGGCAUAUGUCUUUCAAGCAAGUCGACCUGGAGAAGAUGCAGGAUCUCCGCCACAAACCAAAACUAUCUCAGACUCCCUGUGGGUUAGCUCAGCAGGAUCAUGUAAGGGCAGAUGUUUCGAAUUGGAAGAAGCUUUACCGCCAGGUUGCAGAUGUGACAACUUGUGCAAAACCUACUACAGCUGCUGCUCAGAUUUCGAUGAGCACUGUUUAAAAACAGCGGGUGGCUUUGAGUGCAGUGAAGAUCGCUGUGGAGAGACGAGGAAUGAUGAGCAUGCAUGCCACUGCUCAGAAGAUUGUCUGGAGAAAGGAGACUGCUGCACCAACUACAAAGCCCUCUGCAAAGGAGACACUAAAUGGGUGGACGGUGAGUGUGAGGACAUCACAGGCCCUGAAUGUCCUGCAGGUUUUAUCCGCCCUCCUCUGAUCAUGCUGUCGGUGGAUGGGUUCCGGGCCUCCUACAUGAAGAAGGGCAAAGCGGUGAUCCCCAACAUGGAGAAACUGAGAACAUGUGGCACUCAUGCACCCUACAUGCGACCAGUGUACCCCUCCAAAACUUUUCCCAAUUUGUAUACUCUUGCCACGGGGCUUUAUCCUGAGUCUCAUGGAAUAGUGGGAAACUCCAUGCAUGACCCCGUGUUCGACGCCAAUUUCCACUUGAGGGGGAGGGAGAAACUGAACCACCGCUGGUGGGGUGGCCAACCUAUCUGGAUCACUGCAGAGAAGCAAGGGGUGAAGGCAGGCACCUUCUUCUGGCCGUGGGUGAUUCCACUGGAGAGGAGAAUCCUGACCAUCUUGCGUUGGCUAAGUCUUCCUGACGAUGAGAGGCCCUAUGUGUACGCUGUCCACUCAGAGCAGCCUGACACCUUCGGACACAGACUGGGGCCCUUCAGCACUGAGUUGGACAACCCCCUGAGGGAGAUUGAUAAUGUCAUUGGACAGCUGAUGAACGGCCUGAAGCAGAUGAACCUACACCGCUGUGUCAACAUCAUCGUCGUUGGAGACCAUGGAAUGGAGGAGGCCCACUGUGAUAGGACUGAGUUCCUCAGUACCUAUCCUGUGAACGUGGAUGAGAUCAAUCUGAUCCCUGGAUCUCUUGGGAGAAUCCGGGCCCGGGAUCCCAAAUCAACCACCUAUGACCCAAAAGUAGUUGUGGCAAAUCUUACAUGUAAAAUGCCAACCCAGCACUUUAAGCCUUACUUGAAACAACACCUCCCGAAACGGCUUCACUACGCCAACAACCGCAGAAUUGAGGCUGUCCACUUACUCAUGGAGAGAAAGUGGCACGUUGCUUGGAAAGUACCUGAAAACAGGAGGCAUCCUGGGAGAUGUGGUUUCUUUGGUGACCACGGAUUUGACAAUAAGAUCACCAGUAUGCGGACAAUCUUUUUGGGCUAUGGACCAAGCUUUAUGUUCCAGACCAAAGUGGCAGAAUUUGAAAAUAUCGAGUUGUACAAUGUCAUGUGCGACCUCCUGGGCUUAGUCCCUGCCCCUAACAAUGGAACCCAUGGCAGUCUGAAUGACAUGCUGAAAGCUCCUCCUUUCACACCGAUCAUGCCAGAGGAAGUGACCGCACCCACCACCUCUGACACCACCUCUGCCACAACCUACGACUUGGGAUGUAGCUGUGACAAUGAGAACAAAGUGGAGGAGAACAAUCAGAGAUUCAGCCCAGCAGCAGAUGAAGCCACACACCUCCCCUUCGGUCGACCAGCGGUUAUUUUUCAAACGACGUACAGCCUCCUCCUCCACAGUGAUUUCAUCAGUGGAUACAGCCAGGAGCUCUCCAUGCCCCUAUGGACGUCAUUCACAGUGCCCAAACAAGAAGAAGUCACGCCCCUCCCUGAGCCUGAGCCAGUGAGUGAGUGUGUGAGAGCAGACCUGCGGGUCCCUCCUGAACACAGCCAGGCCUGCACCACCUACAGCCAGGAUACAGACGUCUCCUAUGGCUUCCUCUAUCCACCAGAGCUGGCCCUGUCUCCUGAAUCAAAAUAUGAUGCAUCACUGAUCACAAACACCGUUCCCAUGUACCCUGCAUUCAAAAAAGUAUGGAGCUACCUCCAGGGGACUCUUCUCAAGCGCUACGCAGAGGAGAAUAACGGCAUCAAUGUGGUCACCGGUCCCAUCUUUGACUACAACUACGAUGGCCUCCGGGACACCACCGUGAAGAUCAAAGAAUACGCCGCAGUCUCGGCUCCGGUCCCCACACACUACUAUGUAGUGAUCACCAGCUGUCAGGAUGUCAACCAGACGGCCGGGGUGUGUGACGGCCCCCUCAAUGUCUUCUCCUUCCUCCUACCCCACCGCUCAGACAACGACGAGAGCUGCAAGAGCUCAGAGGACGAGUCGCAGUGGGUGGAGGAGCUGCUGAAGCUGCACACAGCGCGGGUCAGAGACGUGGAGAUCCUCACAGGCCUGGACUUGUACCGCUCCACCACCCUGAACUACACCCAGACCCUCUCCCUCAAGACCUACCUGCACACCUUCGAGAGUGACACCUAAAACAGACACACACAAACUCCCUCUCACUGUAUCUCUGUAUCGUUUUCCCUCUCUUCUCAAUUUUCAUACUGUGUUUCACUUACCCUCUUUGUCUCUCCCCUCUUUGUCCCACUGGGCACAGAUGUAAAUUCAACGUCUAUUACACGUUGGUUCAACGUAAUUUCAUUGAAAUGACGUGAAAAACAACUUUGAUUCAACCCGUGUGUGCCCAGUGGGGUCUUUCUCUUUCUCUCUCCCCAGUACAUGUCUGAUCCUUAGGUGUAUAUUUUUUAUAGUAUUUGUCAUAUUUAUUAUGUAGGGGAUAAAAAUGCUGCCACUUCGUCACACUAAUCCAGAGAGCUCUUGUGUUCGAAAUAGGAGUGGAAUUAGACUUUUGUUGUGUAUGGUUUGAGAGAAAGUGUUGUGUUGUGAAUUAAGUGUUUGUUUGGGGAAGUGGAGGAAUGGGUUGGAUUAGGUUAAUGGAAGCUUUUGGUUGCAGGAAGAUUAUGUCAUAUCCAGUGGUGGAAAAAGUACCCAAUUGUCAUACUUGAGUAAAAGUAAAGAUAUCUUUAAUAGAAAAUUGAAAGUCCCCUAGUAAAAUACUACUUGAGUAAAAGUCUAAAAGUAUUUGGUUUUAAAUAUACCUAAGUAUCAAAAGUAAAUGUAAUUGUUAAAAUAUA
Messenger RNA from Salvelinus namaycush (lake trout), 3478 nucleotides. RefSeq names its product ectonucleotide pyrophosphatase/phosphodiesterase family member 2-like. The coding region runs from base 258 to 2819 and encodes 853 amino acids. Gene Ontology annotation, molecular function: phosphatidylcholine lysophospholipase A1 activity; alkylglycerophosphoethanolamine phosphodiesterase activity; scavenger receptor activity. Gene Ontology annotation, biological process: immune response; phosphatidylcholine catabolic process. The record is from RefSeq and is a predicted model, not a curated record. The transcript has 25 exons. Lineage: Eukaryota; Metazoa; Chordata; Actinopteri; Salmoniformes; Salmonidae.